UUUAUUUAUUUUUUAAUAAAAAUAUCCACACAAGAGUAUACGAAAGUCACAAACUGAAACCUAACAUUCACAUUUCACUCCCUCCUCCGCCGCACCGGCUAACAAACCCGCCGUAAUGAAGUCACCAUUCACGGAAUCAACACUGGACGAGAACGACGUAGAAAACGAAGUACCGAAAGGAAAGAAAAAAGGUAAACACGAUAAACCAAAACCCUGGGACGACGACCCCAACAUCGACCACUGGAAGGUCGAAAAGUUCGAUCCAUCAUGGAACGAAGGUGGAAUGCUCGAAGUGAGUUCAUUCUCCACUCUCUUCCCUCAAUAUCGCGAAAAGUAUCUCCAAGAAGCUUGGCCUCUCGUUAAGUCCUCCCUCAAAGAAUUCGCCAUCUCUGCUGAACUUAACUUGGUUGAGGGUUCAAUGACAGUUUCAACUACCAGGAAGACUAAGGAUCCUUAUAUUAUUGUUAAAGCUAGGGAUCUUAUCAGGCUUCUUUCUCGGAGUGUUCCUGCUCCUCAGGCAAUAAAAAUACUUGACGAUGAAAUGCAAUGCGACAUCAUUAAAAUUAGCGGGAUGGUUCGCAAUAAGGAGCGUUUCGUGAAAAGAAGACAACAUCUUGUGGGUCCCAAUUCUUCUACUUUGAAGGCUCUUGAGAUACUCUCGGGCUGUUACAUUCUUGUCCAGGGAAACACUGUUUCUGUGAUGGGUUCAUACAAAGGUUUGAAGCAAGUUAGAAGGAUUGUUGAGGAAUGCAUGCUGAAUAAAAUGCAUCCCGUCUACAACAUAAAGAUUCUUAUGAUGAAGAAGGAACUUGAAAAGGACCCAGCACUUGCCCAAGAGAACUGGGAUAGGUUUCUUCCAAAGUUUAACAAGAAAAAUGUAAAGCAAAAGAAGGUUAGCGCUAAACAGAAGAAGCCAUAUACUCCCUUCCCUCCUCCUCAACAGCCUAGUAAGGUUGAUAUAGAAUUAGAAACUGGAGAAUACUUUAUGAGUGACAAAAAGAAAUCGAAAAAGAAGUGGCAAGAGAGGCAGGAGAAGCAGGCUGAAAAAACCGCUGAAAACAAAAGAAAACGAGAAGAAUCCUUUAUCCCACCCAAGGAAUCUGCAAAACCGGUGGAUAACUCUGAGGAUGCUAAUAAUAACGUAACUGAAAUGGCAAUGUCCUUAAAGGAAAAAACAAAGAAGUUUGGGAAGCGCAAAUCUGAAGAAAAUAUAAAUGCUGAGACAUAUAUUAUUGGGUCGUCAGAACAGUCAUCAAGAAAGAAAUCUAAGCAACAAAGGUCUUAAGCAUGAUCUUCAUUCUAGAGAUGGAAGAGGCAUUUGUGAUAUGAAUUUGAUCCAUAAAUUUUGAUCCAAUGGCUGUAACAUGUACCCUUCUGGGUCCUCUACAACUUUUCCCUUUCAAAUUCGGUUCCAGACACUUAUGUAUAAACUAUAUAUGAGACAAAUUUGGUGCAGUACAAUUUUGGCGGAU
This is a messenger RNA of Lathyrus oleraceus (garden pea), 1472 nucleotides long. RefSeq names its product KRR1 small subunit processome component homolog. The record is from RefSeq and is a predicted model, not a curated record. Gene Ontology annotation, cellular component: nucleolus; small-subunit processome. The transcript is spliced from 11 exons. Gene Ontology annotation, molecular function: RNA binding. Bases 116 to 1285 code for a protein of 389 amino acids. Lineage: Eukaryota; Viridiplantae; Streptophyta; Magnoliopsida; Fabales; Fabaceae.